Molecule: messenger RNA, 2436 nt
Organism: Gregarina niphandrodes
Lineage: Eukaryota; Apicomplexa; Conoidasida; Eugregarinorida; Gregarinidae
Exons: 1
Coding region: 1-2436 (811 amino acids)
Source: RefSeq, a predicted model, not a curated record
AUGGAGACGGCAGUGAGUACGACGGUUGGUGCAUUGCGGGAUGUGGCAUGUCAGGGAAUGACGAAUGCUGAGGAUUUAUUGGCUGAAGAUGAGUCGAGCCGAGGGGGGGCAUGGCGGCAUUUGGAGGGUGUUUUCCAUCGGAGUGGUGGGGGUGAGGAGAUUGUGGCUACCCGAUAUCAGCCGGUAGUGAGCAUGAAGGAGUAUGAGCAUUUGUGUGUGCUCGCGCGCCAAGAUCUUGAGAACAAGAGGUACGGUGGUAGUGGUAUGCGACCUUAUGUUCUAAAGUUAUCACAGCUCGAGUUCACCAACGUACCUGACGGGGGCACAAACUAUGUUUUGGAAUUCCGGUUAGGUGUCCAAGGUCAAACCGUGUGUGUGCGAACAAGUACCGACAAACACGUGCCUGUGUCCACAGGCUUUCGGAACGACGAUUACCAAGUUGCCAGCAUCAGCAUGCGUUGCGCCCGUGGACAGACCGUGGCAGUUAACCGGACAUGGAAUCUGGAUUGGCGCGGCCACUACGCCGACCUGCAUCGCGAAUUUCUAGAGAUCAUAAUUUAUCAGAAGAACUACUUCAUCAUUCAAGAGGAAGUCGGUCGUCAUCGGAUCAUUCUAGACGAACUCAUCAACAGUACAUUAGCGCAGAAUAUUAACAUUCCACCACUGAAAAAAAAACUGACCAAGCCAAUUCGUCAACCAGCAGAGACAGAUACGAAUGACUUCACUGGCAUCACGAGCGCAAAUACUGCUGUAGGUAGCGGUAACGGGUUGAACGACAACGAUGUUAUGUUGGCUAGCGACGAUCACUGCUUCAAACUGUCCUUUGUCGCUGAUUUUAGUGAACUUUUCACGUUCCAGAUUGGUCUUGGGCAGUGUUCAAUUGACCUCAGAAACUGUGUUACCGGAGAGAUACAAAGGUACGAAAGUUACAAGGUGCUCCUCUCAUGCCGCAAAAAGGAAGGGUACUUCCCUUACCAAGACGGUGAGUGGUUCCCGACAAAGAGCGCUAUAAUACACAAAGAGUGUCCCACCCUCUUGGAGUACGACGAACCCGGACAACUUUUGUGGAGAGGCACCCUACAGACAUUUUCCUAUAUGGACAUUGUACUGACUUUGCAAGCGAAGCCUCGAGCUGGGAAAUGGGAAAGUUUUGCAUACUCUGUGUUUCCUUGCUAUCGAUUCCUAAAUGUGGAGAAAGAAAGUUUCUCAAAUGUGAUUAUGAAGAAGGGAGGACAUGAGACCGGUGGUGGGCUGCCUUCGCCAAGUGGGUCCAUGAGAAGUCCUGAAUCGUCCCCGGGUGUUAGGGAUAAGGGACAGACUCGGCGGCUGAGUGAGACCAGCGGGUUGCCCGUUCUUUCUGGCACAAUUGGAGUUCCUUUGAAGCCUACGUUUACGCAGAAACUGGGGGACAUGGAUACAGGCAAGGCUCCGGCACAUUUAGCAGUGAAAAUACAGAGUUUUUCGGGCAUCAAUUUGUCCGUCACAGGCCCGAUUUAUUACACCAUUGCUUUGAUCGACAGUCCGUUGCCGCCGGGAUGUAUGCUGCCGGGAUGUAUGCUGCCGGGAUCUAUGUUGCGUGGUUCCUCUCCGGCAACCUUGGCUGGAGAAACGCCUGUUGGACGAGAGUCCCCGACCCGAGGGGUUCAGGAAGAGUUCAUAGUGGCCCAUUCACCUAUAACUCGUUCAUCCAACGUGGCGUUACGAAAUAUACCGACGGCGUUAUUCAGCAACAAACCGCGACGUCGUUUACUACUUCGAAAUAAUCACCCAUCAACAUCACCCGACGAGUCACUGGUUCCCUUAAUCAAUAAGGGGGCAGUACCGGAUCCAGAUGAUGUCAUAGCGUUGCAACAAUGGUUGGAGAAGCAUUCAAUUGUUAUUUGUCUUUGGUCAGGUAGUGAUAGUCCUCCAAAUACUACAGAGGGGGCCGUUCCCCGUGAGGUCUUUUCUUCAGAGGCCUUCCAUACCGUCCGGAAGCCUUUGGGACAUUGUACACUGAGACUUAUCGAUGUCGUGAACACUAUUUGUAACCUACGCCCAGGCUCUGGUAGGGCCGUCAUGGACCUCCCCAUCCGACUUCUUAAACAAGGUUCAGAUACUGCUCGGGCUGGUAUUGAUCUCCGCCUCGCACUCUCUAUGCACCCUGUACCCAAAUGCGCCGGCUUCCAGGUCAGACACAUUAGUCUUAACCCAGCUCCCACCAACUCUACUUAUUGCCUCACCAAUGAAUUCGGACGCACCCAAUCACUCUUCUCAGCACUCACUCUACACAGUCUACCGAACGUCGCGCAAAAACUCAGUCCCUAUGACCUCGGCCGAAGUGUCCGUCUUCAAAACAGAAACAAUGAUUUCUUCCUUAACCCGUCAACUUGCGCCUACACAGGCUACGGGAACCAAAGAGAUAUCGCUAUCCUUGUCACCGCCAUCGGACUGUAA